Messenger RNA from Scomber japonicus (chub mackerel), 3687 nucleotides. RefSeq names its product adhesion G protein-coupled receptor F5-like. Lineage: Eukaryota; Metazoa; Chordata; Actinopteri; Scombriformes; Scombridae. The transcript is spliced from 14 exons. Gene Ontology annotation, cellular component: membrane. The record is from RefSeq and is a predicted model, not a curated record. Gene Ontology annotation, molecular function: G protein-coupled receptor activity. Gene Ontology annotation, biological process: cell surface receptor signaling pathway; G protein-coupled receptor signaling pathway. Bases 1 to 3687 code for a protein of 1228 amino acids.
AUGAUAACAUACUUUCCUCUUCGCCCCACAGAACCUGUGGAAUUAGAUUUAUCCCUUGAAUUGCGCAUCCCAGUCGCCAGUGUGCCAUCAAAUUUCAUUGAUCUGUUCAGGAACUUCCUAAUAAAUUUGGACUAUCCACAACUCAUCACUAAGUCUUUAAGUGUAAUAAGCGUAAAUUUUACCACAGGCUGCUAUCCAAACUCCACCGGAGGACUGUUCUGUCAGUGUGAGGAGCAGUAUGGUUGGUCAUGUGACCAGUGUACCACCUACGGCACAUGCAGCAAUACCACCAGUGCAACCUGUAGCUGCAUAAAUAGCCUUCCUUCUAAUGAUCAGUUCUGUCAACCACUCACAAGUAUCACGCCAUGUCCACCACCUGAUGGCACAGAGCCCUUACGCUUUACACCAACUACAGUUAUUUCUGGGGAACAGGUGAUUGUGACGUGUGGCCCUCCACCAGAGAAUCUCAAUCUUUCCAGCUUGACUGCAGUGUGGACACGUGACGGCAACCCAAUAACCGAAGAUUCUUUACAUACCUUUUCAAUUAAUAAUGGAGAGGCCAAGCUAACUGUGUCAAAAGCCUUUGACACUGACAGUGGAGUUUAUGAAUGUAGGCUGAAACAAGGCCAAGUGGCUUUCCGACAGAAAUCCAACGGACAAUUUACUAUCCAAGAAAGACCCUUGAUCCAAGUGUCGCCGAUCCGAAGCACUAUUGAGUGUUCGGUUGGGAAACUGGUGACGGUGACAGUGACGUGCUCUGUCCAAAACCCCUACAGGGUUAAGAUUAUAGGCACACCUGCAGCAGGCUCAAAUAGUGUAGUCCAUUCGUUCCCAAUCCAAAACUGUCCAAGCUCAGCAAUCACAUUCACUUGUGAAGAGGAAACCCAUGGCCAAUUUCAAGGCACUAUAAACCUGAAGUUCGCAGAGUCCUUUGAUUGUCGCAAUGAUCCAGUCUUUGGUAAUGGAACUGAUGGUGAUGUGGCUGAAGUUCCCUGCCCCAAAGCAGAUGAAGCGGGGGAACUGACAGCCGUUUGUAGUGGAACUGAGGGUAAAUGGGUCAAUCAACAAAACAACUGCAUCCUAAAGGCAGUUCAGGAUCUGCUCGAUCAGUCUCAGGUCUUGACUAGCCAGUCACUGCCAGGAUUCUUGAAUCGACUUAGCAGUGUUACUCUCAACUCCACAACAGCUGUAGUUGAAUCUGCCAAUAACAUUAACGCCAUUGUUCAAGUACUCGACAAUGUAGCAGCAGCGUUAGUAUCAUCACAAAUCAUAGUAUCUCAAAAUUCAAUGACGGAUGUCCUAUUUGCUGUUGGUGUCCUCACCACAAAUGAGGCAAAGAGUUCAUGGGACGAUCUAAACAAUAACAGAACCAGUUCAGUAACAAGAAGUGGAGUUGAAAGUGCCAGCUCAACAUUAUUACGUUCUGUUGAGAAUAUAACAAACGCCCUUACCAGUGACUCUUUUACCAUUAACACACCCUUUAUUCUCUUGAACAAAACUGCAGUCACAGGGACGUUCAAUGAAGACUUUAAUUCUACAGUGGUGGUAGACAUACCUGAUGGUGGAAGCAAUAACAUCACAGUCAUAACAUUUGCCUCAAUGGAUAACGUACUCCCUCCAAGAGUUGAAAACAAUUCAACCAUCAAACUCAUCAAUGGGAGAGUGGUUCUUCUUCAGUCCAGUAACACCAUCAAUAACGUAUCAUUCACAUUCGAUAUUAUAAAUGACACUCUGGGAAAACCUCAGUGUGUCUUCUGGAACUUCAGUCUCUUCGAUGGUCUCGGAGGAUGGGAUGAUGAGGGCUGUGAGUUGGUAUCCAAUGUUAACGAAACUGCCACCUGCAAUUGCAACCAUCUGACCUCAUUCUCUAUCCUAAUGUCACCCAGCAGUCCAAAAGACCCUGUGUUAGAUAUUAUAUCCUACAUUGGCGUUGGCAUAUCCAUGGCUUCCUUGGUCAUAUGCCUCAUCAUUGAAGCUGUCAUAUGGAGAAAAAUAAGAAGGAACAACACAUCGUACUUACGCCACGUGUCUAUUGUUAACAUUGCAGUGUCUCUCCUGAUUGCAAAUAUUUGGUUUAUUAUUGGGGCUGCCAUUUCAGAUGCAGACACAGAAAACCCACCAGCAUGCACUGCAGCUACAUUUUUUAUCCAUGUUUUCUACUUAGCCCUGUUCUUCUGGAUGUUAGCCUCAGGUCUCCUGUUGUUUUACCGCACAGUCAAUGUCUUUGACCACGGUUUGACUAAAAAGUCUAUGUUGGCCAUUGGAUUCUCUCUAGGCUAUGGAGCACCCUUAAUUAUUGCAACUAUAACUAUAGCUGUAACUGCAUCCAAAGAUGAAUACAUCAGAGGAGAGGGGGUCUGUUGGCUCAACUGGGACGAGUCCAAAGCUCUGCUGGCGUUCGUGAUCCCUGCGCUGCUAAUAGUAGUGAUAAACUUCCUGAUCUUGAUCGUGGUGAUUUACAAAAUGUUGAGGAGAAGGGCAGUAACUGCACAAGCAGAUGACAGGCACGUUCUACUGGUCAUUAUUAGGAGCUUGGCUGUCCUCACACCAUUUUUUGGAAUAACUUGGGGACUGGGAGUCGGAAUCUUGACCAGCCCAAACAACAAAGGAAUCCAUAUAGCAUUUGCAUUCUUCAAUUCGCUGCAGGGUUUCUUCAUAUUGGUUUUUGGAACGCUACUGGACAAAAAGGUGCGGUCAGAACUUACAUUCAAGUCAGUAAGCUCCAGUGCAACAAAGACCACCAGUGCUGGAAACUCAUCAUCAAGUGGAUUGGGCUUUUUCCGGAACUGGAGAAGAGGAGGAGGAAGAGAUGUAGCACCGCUGCCUAUUUCUUCUUCUCCUUGGGCCAUCCGCACUGGACCCAUCAAGACAGGGGGCCUUAUUCAAGUGCUGGACCACAGCCGGUGGACAGAUUCCAUGAGAGCAGCCAUCGAUGGUCUUCUGAUUACGCACCACGGAUCUAAAGAUCUUUUCAAGCGGGUGGAUGCAGACUAUGCUGCCAUGGUGCAGAGGGCAUGCACCGACCCCAACAGUCUCCUUCAUCCCACCACAUGCCAGCAUAUCUCCAGAUAUGUGAAGCAUCUGGCAAAAUUAAAAAACACCAGCUCUUCUCUGAACACCAGCCCAGAGAAAGUUUUGGAGACACAGCAGCUGUGGCAGAGUUUGACCUCAGGCAGCCAUACAGUCAGUGUGCCUGUCACAACCCUCCCUCCUGCAGCUUUCAACCCUCCUGCUGUGGCUCCCCCUCAGGAGGAGUCACUGACCCGGGCCACAGUGGAGAAGAUUGUUUUUAACACCUAUGCAGUUGAAGGCCUCACAAACCCCAGGAUGCCUUUUGAUGAGUUUACUUCCUCUCCUUUUUUUGAGCGGGAGCUAGAGGCUGCCAGACAGAGGGGGGCAGAGUGGAAGAAGGUGGCAGAGGAGAGGGCAAAGAGGAAGUCAGAAGUGCAGCUGCCAACAGGCCGCCUGUGCAGGUCCUGUCACCAGUCACUGAAGCAGGGUCCCAACAGCCCACACAUUCAUACCAGCUUCCCCGGAGUGUCAAGGAAAUAUAUCUACUGCCCUUCCAGAGUGUUGUCCCUAUACAAAGCACAAGGCAUGGUCAAGGAGAUGACCUGGAUGGGGUUCCAACAGUCUGCCUUUUAUAAGGCUGAAAGGGACAGAUGGGUUGCAGAGAGAGGGAAGUGA